Rangifer tarandus platyrhynchus (Svalbard reindeer) is the source of this 780-nucleotide messenger RNA. Lineage: Eukaryota; Metazoa; Chordata; Mammalia; Artiodactyla; Cervidae. The record is from the annotation of a GenBank genome assembly.
AUGUCCUUCAAACGCCCCUGCCCCUUAGCUCGAUACAACCGCACCAGUUACUUCUACCCCACGUUCUCGGAGAGCUCAGAGCACAGCCACCUGCUCAUCUCUCCCGUGCUGGUGGCGAGCGCCGUCAUAGGCGUGGUCAUCAUCCUCUCCUGCAUCACCAUCAUCGUGGGCAGCAUCCGCAGGGACAGGCAAGCCCGGCUCCAGCGCCACCGCCGCCGCCACCGCCGCCACCACCAUCGCCACCACCGCCGCCGCCGCCGGCGCCAUCGAGAGUACGAGCAGGGCUAUGUGUCAGACGGGCACACAUACGGCCGCCCGAGCCACAGGAUGCGGUACGCCUGCGGCCCCGCCGAGGACUGGCCUCCGCCCUUGGACCUUAGCUCUGAUGGGGACGUGGACGCCACGGUGCUCCGAGAGCUGUACCCAGACUCUCCACCCGGUUACGAGGAGUGUGUGGGGCCGGGUGCCACUCAGCUGUACAUCCCCACGGAUGCCCCGCCCCCCUACUCACUGACCGACUCCUGCCCCAAGCUGGACGGCACCCUGGAUGCGGGCAGUGGCCACAGCCCCAGCCGACACCGGCAGGCGCAGAGGCCGCAGGGCCAGAGUGGCCUCCGCACUGUCUCCAUGGACACCCUGCCCCCUUACGAGGCUGUGUGUGGGGCCAGCCCCCCGUCAGGCCGGCUGCCGCUGCCUGGACCACAACCAGGCCCGCAGAGCUGCCAGGGCUCGCCCGCCACAACCCAGGCCCCAGCCUUGGGCCCAGAGCAGAUCAUGUGA